Medicago truncatula (barrel medic) is the source of this 896-nucleotide messenger RNA. RefSeq names its product acyl carrier protein 3, mitochondrial. Gene Ontology annotation, biological process: fatty acid biosynthetic process. The coding region runs from base 233 to 607 and encodes 124 amino acids. The record is from RefSeq and is a predicted model, not a curated record. Gene Ontology annotation, molecular function: acyl binding; acyl carrier activity. Gene Ontology annotation, cellular component: mitochondrion. NCBI's taxonomy places the organism in Eukaryota, Viridiplantae, Streptophyta, Magnoliopsida, Fabales, Fabaceae. The transcript has 3 exons.
ACUUGUGUUAAGGAAGUUUACGAUGUUAAACUAGAAAUUGUCAUCGUCCUUUCCAAUUUCUCGUAGAAUGAGAGAGAAUUGAAGAAAAAAGGAAGAGAUUUCAAAUUUUGUGAAGAAGCUUUCUGUUAGGCAAAACAUCAAACACGUAGCUGAACAGAUUAAUCCAAUCAAAUUUUGUCGGCAUAUCCAAACGAAUCUCGCGACACUUGGAUCGUCUGCAAAUUUCUCAAAUAUGCAAAGCAUAAAGAAAUCUAUACUGAGUCAUGUGAACUUGAGAAGAUCAGCUGAAAGAUGGUUUUUGGCCAAGGAUGAUAAUGUGCUUAUGCAUUUUAGAUGUCGGUGCUCUUCAGCAGGUGCCAGCUCCGAUCCGAUACUAGACCGAGUAAUCAGACGGGUCAAAAAAUAUGAUAAAAUUAAUGCAGCAAAGGUUACUGAAACAGCCGAUUUUCAAAAGGACUUAAACCUGGACAGCUUGGAUAGGGUUGAGCUUGUUAUGGCUCUCGAAGAAGAAUUUUCCAUAGAAAUUCCUGAUGAGAAAGCAGAUAAGCUUACUUGCUGUACCGAUGUUGCAAAGUACAUAGCCUCUGAAGCUGACCAAAAAAUUUAGGCAAGCCUUAACUUUUCAAUUGUUUUGCUGUUACUCUUAGAUUGCGGCAUACAAAGAAGUUUUGGUGGCUGAGCUGUUUGGAUCUCUACAAAGUCAGUUUGACUGAAAAUAAUUGAGAUUACCCGUCUCCUUUUCUUAUUUCUUUAUGUCACCCCACCCCAAUGUAAGCAUGACACCUGAUCAAAAAAUUCCCUUGCUUUUUCUAUUUUUGUACAAUUAAAUUUAUUUUCCGUUGAGUUAUGCUUUAUUGAAGAAUUGACGGAUGAAAAAUGAGAUGAUUUUGUCAAAA